Messenger RNA from Suillus fuscotomentosus, 679 nucleotides. RefSeq lists its product as uncharacterized. Lineage: Eukaryota; Fungi; Basidiomycota; Agaricomycetes; Boletales; Suillaceae. Bases 68 to 481 code for a protein of 137 amino acids. The record is from RefSeq and is a predicted model, not a curated record. The transcript has 3 exons.
AUUCGACUCAGACUUCAACUAUCUGACACUUGUCUUUCACAAGUUCUUUCUGAAACCAAUCAUCAAAAUGUCUGCCACAUCUACGCCUACAGACUCUCCGGCCUCUGCUCCCAUUCAGCCAAUGCACAAUCCCUCGCAAGCCGCCCACAUCGUCGUCCCACAAGCACCUCUUGGGCAUGUCGCAAACGGUGCCAAUAACGCUAUACCUGGAAUGGGCAUGAAAGCACUCUUGGCCAAAAAGCUGGCGAAGACCAACAAUCCCAAGUUUGUCUCGCCGACAGACAACCUGAUGACACCCGUCACACAGAAGCUUAAUGCUGCGAAGCAGAAACACUUCACUAAGGGCACGAAACCCAUGGGUCCUCUCUUCCCACCUAAAGAGUCACAUAUAUCAGAGCAAGAAGAUCACGGUCAAAGCGACACAGAACCUACAAAAGACACAUCUUCAGAAGUACCGAUGGAAGACGAGAAUCCCUUUUAAGACAGAACGCAGUUGGCCCACUCGGGCAUCUCCAUCGUAUCCUCACGUCGUUUGUUGUAUUACGCUCUUGUUUGUGUCGCUAAAUCUUGCUUGCCUGUGUAGAGUCUAGUGGUGUUGUAGGAGGUUGUAAGAUGUUCCCACGCUUUGCUGUAGUGUUACGCGUCGCGGCUAGUAUGUAUGCCUUAUUAUACGGAUACA